Molecule: messenger RNA, 744 nt
Organism: Symbiodinium natans
Lineage: Eukaryota; Dinophyceae; Suessiales; Symbiodiniaceae
Source: the annotation of a GenBank genome assembly
AUGGCGGAGCUCCUGGUCCUUGUGGACUUGGACCGCAGCGGCGGCGUGGCGCUGGGGCUGGAUGUCGAGACCGGCCGCCAGUCUCAGGGCUGGGAUGGCAAGACGGUGCUCAUCAAGCGAGUCAAGCCCGAUGGGGCCGUGGCACAGUGGUGCCACGAACGGCCCGGGAGGGUCAUCGAGGCCGGCGACCGCAUCGUCUCGGCCAACGGCUGCCGCGGCGACGCUCUGCAGAUACUCGCAGAAUGCCAGAAGCUGGACAAGCUGAAGCUCGAGAUCCAACGCGCCCGCGUUGUGGCGCCCACAGCGACGCCCGCGCAGCCGACGCGGCCGCCAGCAGAGGUGGUGGAGGAGAUCGCCCUGAAGUUUUCGGAGGCACCCACUGCUGCCGAGGCGGUGGCACUGCUGCGGAAGGAGCUGAGCGGAGGCGCAAUCGCUCGCUGCUGGGACAUGCGAUGGGGCGCGCAGGCGCUGCUGCGCAUCGCCCAGAGGUCUACGUCUCGGACACGAAAAGCCUGGGCAAAGGACCCGGCAGUGUCGGAGCUGGUGGGCCGUCUGAGAGCCGACAUCAGUCGGGCGGAGGAUAUGGCGGAUGUGGAGGCUGCAUUGAUGGCUUUGGAAGGUCUCAAGCGACUUGGUGUAGCGCCAAGCGCUGCGGAGGUGGCGCUGAUGGCAAAGAAACUUCGCGAGCCACGGCAGAAAAUCCAAUCCGUCUUCUUCCCCCGGAAUGUAUGCAUGCAAAUCUAA